UGUUUUUUGUGCUUAAAUAAUGAACACAACCCUGUUUGUCCUUGUAGUGCCACCCUCAGUCACUGGCAACUGUGAUCAGGAGAACUUCCACAUCACUGUGGACUACAGGAACCAAGAGCCCUUUUUUGUGGUCUUGGUUGGCAAGCGGCUGCUUAACCAUGAGUUUGCUCAACAGUAUUUAACAGAGGGCGACACAGACUUCACCAUCACGUUGCCCUUCUCUUCGCCGGACGCAGUGUUUGAGUCGGUUCACUCGUCCUCUGUCAGGAGCAGACUGGAUGUGGCUCUGUUGAAUCCUUACAACAACAUGACCAUCAAAUACUUUUCCCUGGCUUGCAGCUUCCUCAAAACGCUGACUGAGUGUUUCUCUAACGGAACGAUGACUGCGCUGGCAGUGAAGGUGGAGUCUGCUCCCGGUCUGAACCCCGGUCAGCUGACCCUGAGCGACCCCGCCUGUGGUCCCACCUACAGUGACGAUCGCUUCGCCUACUUCCACUUCACUGUGAACUCCUGUGGCACCACCAGGAAGUUUAUCAACAAUGUCAUGCUGUAUGAGAACGAAAUCUCCUUGCCAGAUGAACUUGAGGUGAAGCUGAAUGCCACGACGUCUUCAGAGGAGGAAUAUCAGUUAAAGGUUUCCUGCUACUAUGUGGCCAACAUCACUCGCACAUUGGCCUUUCUGACCAGGCCGCGUGACAACGAGCCUUUUGCCGAGACUGGGACUGGUCGACUAAUGGUCAGAAUGAGACUCGCUCAGGACGCCUCGUAUAACACGUUCCACCAGGAGGAGGACUAUCCAGUGGUGAGGUACCUUAGACAGCCUCUGCACUUUGAGGUGGAGCUGACCACGUCCUCUGAUCCCAAGGUAGCGCUGGUGCUUGACCACUGCUGGGCCACCCUCAACGAGGACCGCGACUCCCGACCCCGGUGGAAUCUCAUCAUUAAUGGCUGUGAGAACCCCGAGGAUCCAUACCGUGUGGUCUUCCACCCGGUAGAAGCUGACGCCAGGGUCCACUUCCCCCCUCACGUCAAACGCUUUGAGGCCUAUAUGUUUUCCAUCGCCGAUGAUGCGGUUGAGCCGAGUGGCCAGGUCUUUGUCCAUUGUGAUGUGGUCAUCUGUGAUGCCAGUAGUCCCACUGGCGGCCCCUGUAGUGGACAAUGUGUGAAUCAGGACAACCUGAAAAGAGGUCAACGACAUGUCAAAGACCUCUUUGAGGAGCGUCAUGUAUAUGUUUCUUCUGGAUACAUUCUUUGGGUGUAAUGUAUUGUUCUAACAUGACAAAUAAAGUGUUCUAUAUAAAACAAUCCUAA
Molecule: messenger RNA, 1311 nt
Organism: Oncorhynchus kisutch (coho salmon)
Lineage: Eukaryota; Metazoa; Chordata; Actinopteri; Salmoniformes; Salmonidae
Product: zona pellucida sperm-binding protein 2-like
Exons: 9
Coding region: 20-1261 (413 amino acids)
Source: RefSeq, a predicted model, not a curated record